GGAACCCCUGCACCCAGGCCCCCACAUUCUAGUGCAGCCCCACCUCAGGCUCACUUUCAGGAGACUUCUGCUACUGAAAGAUGUUCCCUUCCGGCUUUCCCAGUUUCGAGCAAUGCCAGGAACCCCAGGGAUGCGGCUGCUUCGAAUGCUGGAGACGUUGGUGCCACCGUCAAACCCAACGCCUCAGGGAGUUUUUCAGGAGGCGCCGUAGGAGCUCCACAUGGGACAAUGGGUGGCGGCAGAGGCGGGAGGAAGAGGACAUCCCCCACACCCCGGUGGUGAUCAGGAAGCAGCCCAGCACAGCUAACGGAGGCCUGCAAGGGUUCAAGGCUGAAAGGGCCUCAGCCCUGAGAAGGAAUCAGAUCUGCCCAACCACCCCCAGCCGGAGGGAGCUGCUGGAGCAGCAGGUAGAAGAACUGGUGCCUGCCUUGCUGCGCUUGGACAAUCCAUUCCUAUUUGAAUUUCUAAAUGUUUGGAGGAAUAUGGCACCCCUGAAGAGGUGCUGGACCUGCUGUUUGCAAAGUAUCGAUACAUCAUACAUUCUUGCAAGAAGGAAGGAAUCCUGGACCAGUGGGAAAUCGCCAUGUCCUCCUUCCUGACCAUCUGGCUGGACUACUAUGAGGAGGACUUCCACGAUCCCCCAGAAUUUCCUGCCCUGACAAAGCUGCUGAAAUUCACAGGGCAGUACGUGCCAGGCUCAGUGCUCGACUGUCGUGCCGAGUGCUACCUUUCGCGUUUCAUAAACCUCCAUCAAACGGAGUUUGAGGGUGGAGAUGAUACUGUCUUCGGACCCCGAGCAACACCGUGAACCACCCCAAGAGCGCGCCCGAGCCCCGACUCUGGGGCCUGCUGCACCUUCAGGGUCUCAGGGGAUGGAGCUGGUCCCGGCUGCUGAAGCUGAGGGCUCGGCCCAAGCCCUGAUGCCAGCUGCCGUGUACAGGUAAGACACAUGGCGGUCAGACCUCUGAAUCCCUGUCCCGACCUGGAAGAACCACCUGCACCCUUGGGAGCCCUGGAGGCCGAACAGGCCCCACCACCGGCUAUUGAGGUCAUCGAUGUGCCGGAGCAGCCGCCUCACUCAGGGGAGCAACCGGCUUCGGACCCGGAGCAACACCCGGAACCACCACAGCAAGAGCCCACCCGAGGCCGACUGUGGGGCCUACUGAAGCUCCUGGGCCUGAGGUGAUCGAGCCGGUCCUGGCUGCUGGUGCUGAGAGCUAGGCCUGGGCUGAGAUACCGGCUGCUGAGGUCAAGCCAAGGUACCUGGUGGUCAUACCUCAGAUUCACUGCUCCGACCUGGAGGAGCCACCUGCUUCUUGGCCACCCCAGAAGGAGGAGCAGGUCCCUGCGCUGGCUCUCGAGUUCAUCAAAGGGUCAGAGCUGCCACCUGCCUCAGUGGAGCCACCAGCCUCCGCCCCCGAGCAGCAGCUCGUGAUGGCUGCAGCACAAUUGAAGCCUUCCCCUCCCCUUUCGUUGUGCUGUUUCUGUAUUUUGUGUUUUUCAUAAUUGCUUCAUGAAUUUUAUUUGUAAUAAAGGAUAAG
Messenger RNA from Canis lupus familiaris (dog), 1541 nucleotides. Its product is annotated as ral guanine nucleotide dissociation stimulator-like. The coding region runs from base 81 to 599 and encodes 172 amino acids. The record is from RefSeq and is a predicted model, not a curated record. The transcript has 6 exons. Lineage: Eukaryota; Metazoa; Chordata; Mammalia; Carnivora; Canidae.